AUGGCUUCUUUCCAUCAGGAUAUUCCUCUUGAGGGUGGUUCAACCAACCGUCCUCCAUUUUUCAAUGGGAUUGAUUAUCCUUUUUGGAAAACUCGGAUGCAGAUUUUUCUUGAGUCAGUAGAUCUUAAAAUUUGGUAUAGUGUAGAGGAAGGAUAUCAGCCUCCAACCACACUAGAUGACAAUGGAAAAACUGUGCCUAAAAAACACACAGAUUUUACUAGAGAUGAAUUAGAGAAAGCCCAAUACAACUCAAAAGCAAAGAACUUAAUAGUUAAUGCACUUGGCAAAGACGAAUACUACCGAGUAUCUUCAUGUAAGACCGCACGUGAGAUGUGGCUUAUUUUAGAAACAACUCAUGAAGGUACUAGUGAAGUAAAGCGUUCUAAACAAAAUGCAUUAUCUAGAGAGUUUGAGCUCUUUGAGAUGCAUGAGGGUGAAUCUAUAUUUGACAUGCAAAAACGUUUUAUGCAUAUAGUUACUUCAAUGAAUGCUUUAAAUAUUUUCCAUGAUGAUGAACUGUUAGUUAACAAAAUUCUGAGAUGUCUUACUAAGGAAUGGGAUGCAAAGACUUCGGCAAUCUAUGAAGCUAAAGACCUCUCUACAAUGUCAAUAGCUACCUUAUUUGGAAAGCUUCAAGAAUAUGAGUUGGAGUUAAACAGAAGGGCUAACCGUGAGCUUAACAAGAAGAAACAAAAGGGAAUAGCUCUCAAGGUAUCAUCAUCUCAUUCAAAGGAAAGUAAGGAAAGUACUGAUACAUCAUCAAGUGAUUCAAGCUCCGGUGAAGACGACGAAAUGACAAUGUUUGUGAAAAAAUUUAACAAGUCAUUCACUAAUUUCUUCAACAAGAAGUUCAACAAAAGAAGAAGAAGAGAUGUUGGCCAAAGAAGAAAAGACAACAAUUCAAGCAAUGCAAACUCAAACAAUGCUUGUUUUGAGUGCGGAAAAGAAGGCCACUUCCAAAAGGAUUGUCCUAAUAAAAAGAAUAAAUAUGACAACGGCAAGUUCAAGAAAGGUAAAGGCAAAACGAAAAAGAAGGCCUACAUGGCAUUCUCGGAUGAUUCAUCAAGUUCAUCAAGCUCUUCAAGUAGUGAAAAGGCAAACUUGUGCUUAAUGGCAAAUAGGAUGAACAUACCGAGUUCAUGUGAUACUUCUUCUAUGAUUGGUCCAUCUUAUGAUGAUCUAUUAUAUGCUUAUAAAUGUUUGCAAGUUGAGAAUGAAAAAUUAACCUCUAAGGUUGAGAAAAUUAAAAAGGAGAAAAAUAACUUGCAAAACAAUGUUGAUAGCUUAACAACCAUUGUAAAUGAUCUAAUGAAAGACAAUGAAAAUCUUAAAAAUGAAAAUCUUUUUAUGAAUUGUCUUGUUGGAUCAUGUGAUGAUGUGAAUCCCCCUUCCACUAUUCCAUGUGCUAAAUGUGUUGAAUUAUCUAAUGAAGUGGAUAGGUUAAAGAUAAUGGUUGAUAGAAUGACUAGUGGGAGAGACAACUUGAAUGUCCUCCUUGGUAGACAAAGGGUUGAAUCUACUAAAUAUGGACUUGGUUUUCAAAAACCUCCCUUUGUUCAACCAAGAAAGACAAACCACUAUCCCCCUAGGUUCAUGUCUAAGCUACCAUUUAAGAAAUGUACAUAUUGUUGCAUGAAUGGUCAUCUUGUAUAUCAAUGUAAUAUUAAGAAAUAUGGCCUAAAAGGAACUAAUCUCAAGUGGGUUCCUAAGAGGACUAUAAAUGUGAGCAACAUUGCUUCAACAUCUUAUGGACCUCAAACUAACACAUCUAGCAUGUUCUUUAGCCCCAAGGUUUGUUUUAGAGCAAAAAGUACUAAAUGGUAUUUGGAUAGCGGUUGCUCAAGACACAUGACCGGAGAUCUUUCAAAGUUCUCAACAUUUCAUAGACGGGAACACGGGAAUGUUUCUUACGGUGACAACAACAAAGGAAAAAUUCUUGGCUAUGGUAAUGUAG
Messenger RNA from Gastrolobium bilobum, 1954 nucleotides. RefSeq lists its product as uncharacterized. NCBI's taxonomy places the organism in Eukaryota, Viridiplantae, Streptophyta, Magnoliopsida, Fabales, Fabaceae. The annotation marks the transcript as partial. Gene Ontology annotation, molecular function: nucleic acid binding; zinc ion binding. The record is from RefSeq and is a predicted model, not a curated record. The transcript is spliced from 3 exons.